Molecule: messenger RNA, 4956 nt
Organism: Vidua chalybeata
Lineage: Eukaryota; Metazoa; Chordata; Aves; Passeriformes; Viduidae
Gene: NR2F1
Product: nuclear receptor subfamily 2 group F member 1
Exons: 3
Coding region: 375-1634 (419 amino acids)
Biological process (GO): negative regulation of transcription by RNA polymerase II; cell differentiation; anatomical structure development
Molecular function (GO): zinc ion binding; RNA polymerase II cis-regulatory region sequence-specific DNA binding; nuclear receptor activity
Source: RefSeq, a predicted model, not a curated record
GAAAGGAAAAGGACAGGAGGAAAAGGAAAGGGAAGGGGGGGAAAAGAGAGACGGAGAAAAUCCUCCGUCGCCCCCUCCCCCUCUCUAAAAAAAAAAAAAAUUAGCAAGAGCGCGAGCGAGAGGAGGGGGGCUCGCGGCGGCGAAAAAUAAAUAAAAUAAAGAAAACGGCAGGAGCGGCUCCAGCCGGCAGCAGCGGCGGCGGCAGCAGGGCAGCGGCGGCGGCAGCCGAGGCGGAGGCAGGCGGCAGCAAGGGUCCCCUCGCUCUCCGCUCGCCCCCGGCGCCCGGGCGGCCGCCACCCCCCCGCCCCCCGCCUCACUCCCCGGCAGCCCGCAGCGAGACGCGCCGCUCCCCAGCACUUUUUUGGGCCCGAGAUAUGGCAAUGGUAGUUAGCAGCUGGCGAGAUCCGCAGGAAGACGUGGCUGGGGGCACUCCGAGCGGCCCCAACCCCGCCGCGACGCAGCCGGCCCGGGAGCAGCAGCCCCAGCAGCAGGGGAGUUCGGCCACCCCACACACCCCGCAGACCCCCAGCCAGCCGGGACCCCCCUCCACGCCGGGCACGGCCGGAGACAAGGGAGCGGGCCAGCAGGGCUCGGGGCAGAGCCAGCAGCACAUCGAAUGUGUGGUGUGUGGAGACAAGUCCAGCGGCAAGCACUACGGCCAGUUCACCUGCGAGGGCUGCAAAAGUUUCUUCAAGAGGAGCGUCCGCAGGAACUUAACUUACACAUGCCGCGCCAACAGGAACUGUCCCAUCGACCAGCAUCACCGCAACCAGUGCCAGUACUGCCGCCUCAAGAAGUGCCUCAAAGUGGGCAUGAGGCGGGAAGCGGUUCAGCGAGGAAGAAUGCCGCCCACCCAACCCAACCCCGGCCAAUACGCCCUGACCAACGGCGACCCUCUGAACGGGCACUGCUAUCUCUCGGGGUACAUCUCCCUCCUGCUGCGGGCCGAGCCCUACCCCACCUCCCGCUACGGCAGCCAGUGCAUGCAGCCCAACAACAUCAUGGGCAUCGAGAACAUCUGCGAGCUGGCCGCCCGUCUGCUCUUCAGCGCCGUCGAGUGGGCCCGCAAUAUUCCCUUCUUCCCAGACCUGCAGAUCACCGACCAGGUGGCCUUGCUGCGGCUCACCUGGAGCGAGCUCUUCGUCCUCAAUGCUGCCCAGUGCUCCAUGCCCCUCCAUGUGGCCCCGCUCCUUGCCGCCGCCGGCCUCCACGCCUCCCCCAUGUCGGCCGACCGCGUUGUCGCCUUCAUGGACCACAUCCGCAUCUUCCAGGAACAGGUGGAGAAGCUGAAGGCGCUGCACGUCGAUUCGGCUGAAUACAGCUGCCUGAAAGCCAUCGUCCUCUUCACCUCAGACGCCUGCGGCCUAUCGGAUGCUGCGCACAUCGAGAGCCUCCAGGAGAAAUCGCAGUGCGCGCUAGAAGAGUACGUGCGGAGCCAGUACCCCAACCAGCCGAGCCGCUUCGGGAAGCUGCUGCUGCGGCUGCCCUCCCUGCGCACCGUCUCCUCCUCCGUCAUCGAGCAGCUCUUCUUCGUCCGCUUGGUAGGUAAAACCCCCAUCGAAACCCUCAUCAGGGAUAUGCUACUGUCGGGGAGCAGCUUCAACUGGCCUUACAUGUCCAUCCAGUGCUCCUAGAGCUCAUCCCGCACCCCCAGCAGAGAGGCGGCGGAGCGGCGGAGAGGGGAAGUCUCGCACCGAGGGGCAGUCAGGGUGCAGGGGGGGCCCGGGUGGUGGACACUGAACAAAAGAAAGGGCGAGUGGGAGCAGAGAUGUGGCCGUGGAGGGGAGAAGGACGGACCUGUUGUCCGUGGAGGUUGUGAUGUUUCGCCUUUUUUUUUUUUUUUGACCUAUUUUGGUUUUUGUUUUGUUUUGUUUUCUUUCGGAGAGGAGGAAAAAAUAAAUAAUAUUAAUAAAAGAGACAAAAAAAAAAUGAGUAUUGAGGGGAUAUUAAUCAAACCUGAAGGGGAUACUGGAUCUUCCAGGAUUUAUUGUGGACUGUUGUUGAUAUAUGCUGUACAGUUAAGCAACAAAACAUAAAAACAUUGAAACUGAACUGAACCUUGUGUAGAAAAAAAAAAAAAAGAAGCCCAAAACCAAGCAAACAACAACAAAAUUUCUAUGCGCAAACAUUUACCAUGAACAUUGUUACUCCUUUUGUAAUAUAUUAGUCUUUAUUUUCAAUUUUGGUAAAAGUUAAAAAACAUCAUAUGCGCAUAAAGAAAAAAAAAGGAGAAUUAGGGGAAAAUAACAUUUUCCAAAUAAUUAUAAAAGAAUUGUCCUGUGUCUAUGUAUCUAUAUCUGUUUUGUAUUUUUUUUCUGGUUCCAAACCAGGUUUCCUGUGAUUCUAUACUAAUAAUUUUUGAUAUAAUCCUUUGCUUCUUAUAAUGAGUGCGAUAUAUGUUGUCAAAGCUGUUCUUCAAGAAGUAAAAUUGAAGUGAGAAUUAAAAAAAAAAAAAAUAAAAGAAUUUAGCAAAAAACCCCCAUCUUAUCACCCCACAACCCAUGAGUCUUGUUGCUUGAAACAUGCCAACAAUUCAGUAAAAAAACAAAAAAAGAAAAAAAUUAGAAGAAAAAAACCGUAAACGAUAACAACAAAAAAUCUCCCCAUAUUUUUAAUUUCUUUACUGGUGCUAAAGAAGAGAACUUAAAAAAUACCUGGGAGGGGUAACCAAGUCACGCAAACUAUGGGAUGUUCCAAAAUGGACUGGACUGUAUAAGCUCAGAUCUGAGAUGUCAAGGCCUAGAAAAAGGGAGCAGGAGUUGCAGUGUGAUGCCUUAGGUGACCUCGCCUCACUGGGACUGCACCACAAACUUUCCACCAAGGCUGGUGGGCCUAUCAGGCUGGCCUGCCCCUUUUUGAAACACUCUUUCCCAUCACCUGGAUUUUCUGCUGAGUUCACACCUUGCUUUUUACUCUCAGACACCGUGGGCAUGGAUUGAAGUCUCCACAUGCCAUCAUCUCUACCUGUGCAGCAGGAGGCAUAUCUCUAGCCAUGGGUCCUGUUUGUUCCAGACAUGGUGGCUUUCUGCUUCUGGGGGCUUGGCAUUGGUCUGACUUUUUUGGUUUUAUCUUCUUUUCCACUCCAAGGGUUCACAGACCCCAAUAUAUGUUCCAGUGUGCACGCCUUGUGCUUACUCUCAGCCAGAACAGAUCUCUUGAUUUUUUUCCCAAAUUUAGUUGCUGUAUGUGGAGAGUAUUCCCACUCCAUUAAUACAGAAAUCCAGCUGUAUGCUUGCUCAUUGGGUGGUAAGCUAGGGCAUUUCAUGUAUGCUUAUGUGCCAUGGCCAUGCAAAAACCGCAGGCUGUGACAUCCCACACCAUGGCCCACCCACUGCCAGGGCCUGACCUCUGUGCCAAAAACCCCUUUUCGUUUCAUCUUGUCUUUUUUUCCCCAGAAAAUUAAAAAUCGUUUUUGUAAUUGAGCUCCUUUGAAGGUAAAGGCUUCUAGCUGGUGGUGCAGAUCUCUGUAACAGCUUUCAGUGCAUUAAUGUUUUAUAGGAUCUGAGACAGAGCUGUAAGAACAGAUACUACCAAGGGAACUCUUUCUUAAUGUAUUAAUAAAGCUGAAUCUUUAAAAAUUACAUUGUCCCCCACACACAGACACCUCCUGUGCCCUCCAAACAAGUCAAGAUGAGGUAGACUUUUCAGUUUGUGAAGACAUGGACAGUGUUUUCCCUCUAAUUUGCUAUCUUCCAUACUCUUCUCUCUCUCCUUCCCUCUCUCUCUCUUAAUCUCUCCCAUCCUUUUUUUAAAUUAUUCUUUAUUUCUUUUUCCCCCUUUUUUUCUUUCUUUAACAAGAUUCUUCAAUUCAACUCGCUUGGGGUUUUUUUAUAGUCUAGGUGCAGCAGAUCUGAGGAUAGAACAGCUCUAUACAGUAGACAGUUAUAGCUGGAUAAUCAAGAUUACAGGCAGAUCCUCUAUGGGGGUAUCACCCCAUUCAAGACGGAGAAACAGCCUGUAUUCAUAGGUGCUGGGAGUGGGGGGACUUGGAUAAUUCCAGACUGAGCACACAAAAACAGGGAUUUGGGAGUUCGACAGACAGACAGACAUCCUCCCUUUUGUUACUCACUUGGACGCUGCAUGACUGAAAGCUUUGUUCCUCCCUCUUCCCCGGGGCCUUCCCUGGAGAGAGGGAGUCCAGCAGCCCCUCCGGGCUCUCAACGGGGAGUGAGAGGGAAUGCUCAGACAUGGGCAGUGCUGAAAGAAGCAUUUUCAGUACUGCUUUAUGGUGGGAUGGGUGAUUUGGGACCCAGAUGAAUUAGCAGUUAAAAACACAAACAAAAGAAAAACAACAACAGGAAAUUAAAACAAACAAACAAACAAAAACCAAACCCACCAAAACAAACAAACAAACAAACAAACACACAAACACCCCCAAAACAAAUAAUAAUAUCAAAAAACAAACCAACAAAACAAAAAAACAGCCCCUCUCUACCUAAAAAUAAACAAUACAAAUGGGGAUAUUGGAAGAGAAAAACAGGUUUUGGUUUCUUCCAAUGGGAUGUAAAUAAAUUCAUUAUAGUGUUAUCCCACUGAUGAAAAGAGAAAAACUUUUUCGUAGAUAUUUUUCAAUCAAUUUUCAUAUUUAUGAAUAAUAAUAACCCACGCAUUGCCAAGAAACUUGCAGGUGUAGAGGAGAUGUACGAGAUGCACUUAUUUCCAUGUAUGUGCCUAGAAAUAAGUGUUUCAAUCCUUUAUUAAACUUUGCUUAUAAGACGGUAUUGUGCUUUGAAGUGUCAACUACCCAGCCUGCGUUGUGUCAGUGCAUGUUUUCCUUUGCCACGCUGCAGCUUCUCGGGCAUUCAUAUGGCAGCUAAAAGUACUGUAUCAUCGCGUCAUCGCGUGCUAUUUGCUGGGGGAAAAAAAAGAUAAUACGUGAAUGUGGAGAUGGGCUGGGGUCCCUCAGCAAGUUUCUGCCGACUUAUUUGUAAUCUACAAUAUACUGCUUUAAAACUA